This is a messenger RNA of Cyprinodon tularosa, 6810 nucleotides long. RefSeq names its product neural cell adhesion molecule 1b (gene ncam1b). Gene Ontology annotation, biological process: homophilic cell-cell adhesion; dendrite self-avoidance; axon guidance. Gene Ontology annotation, molecular function: cell-cell adhesion mediator activity. The transcript has 24 exons. Gene Ontology annotation, cellular component: axon; plasma membrane. Bases 278 to 3841 code for a protein of 1187 amino acids. The record is from RefSeq and is a predicted model, not a curated record. NCBI's taxonomy places the organism in Eukaryota, Metazoa, Chordata, Actinopteri, Cyprinodontiformes, Cyprinodontidae.
AGUAAUUCGCGCAUGUGAGAAGGCUCCACUUGUCAGUCAGACUUUGAACUGCGCACUGGCGCUCAUCACUGCUUAUCUCUGACCGCUGCUUGUCAUCAAAAGACGCUGGGCACUGACACUUAGCGAGCUCAGAUGUAAAGAUUAGGAUGAACAGUUGUUGAAAGAAAGAGAGAGAGAGAGAAAGAGAGAGAAAGGAAGAAGGAAAAAUCCAUAGAGCAUCUCUAAGGGAACAGAGCGGGGAUUAAACGUUCGCUUUAACGUUUACUCGGGAGUUGAGAUGGUCAACACCAGGGAUGUGUUUUUCGCCUUGCUUUUCGUGGGCUGUGCAGUUUCACUCGAAGUUCAGAUCACACCUGUUCUUGGUGAGAUCAGCCUUGGAGAGUCCAAAUUCUUCAUGUGUGAUGUUGUAGGCGUUGCCAAACAUUUGGACUGGUAUGGCCCAAGCGGGGAUCGGAUAGACCCCAAUAGACCAGACUUGACUGUAACCCGCACUGAUGAGUCAUCUUCCACCCUCACAUUUUAUAAAGCUAAGACUGAUAGUGCCGGGAUGUACAAGUGUGUCGCUACCAACGGAGACCAGCAAGCAGAGGCAACCAUCACAGUAAAAAUCUUCCAAAGAAUAACCUUCACAAAUGCUCCAUCUCCUCAAGAGUUUACUGAAGGAGACAAUGCAAACAUUGUCUGUGAUGUCACCAGCUCACCUUCACCCACUGUUUUUUGGAAAUAUAAAGGAGCAAAAAUACAGUUUGAAAAAGAUGUUCGUUUCAAGGUACUGAGCAACAACCACCUUCAAAUCCGUGGCAUAAAGAAGACAGAUGAGGGCUUGUACGUGUGUGAGGCUCGCCUCAUGUCACGCGGCGAGAUUGAUAUGCGUCCCAUCAGCGUAGUGGUGAAUGUCCUCCCAACCAUCAGAAUAUGGCAGUCAGAGGUGAAUGCCACGGCAGAUGUUGCCCAGCCUGCCACUUUGACUUGUGCUGUUGACGGCUACCCAGAACCCAUGGUGACCUGGAUAAGGAACGGCGUUGAACUUAGAGAUGAAGAAAAGUACAGCUUUAAUGAAGAUGGCUCAGAAAUGACUAUAAUGGAUGUUACCAAACUGGAUGAAGGAGAAUACACAUGCAUUGCCAAAAACAAGGCUGGGGAGAGUGAGAAGGAACUGAGCCUCAGAGUGUUUGUAAAACCCAGGAUCACUUACAUAGUGAACCGGACCACUUCAGAGAUGGAAGAACAGGUAACUGUUACUUGUGAAGCAUCUGGGGAUCCAACUCCAACCAUCAGCUGGAGCUACGGUGAGCAAGUUUUCGCUGAAGGAGACCAGGCACAUCUAAACAGGAUCUAUCAGGCAUCAUGGACUCGGCCUGAGCAGCACAAGAGCCCAGAUGGAAAUGUGGUUGUAAGGAGUGAUGCUCGUGUGUCCUCCCUCACUCUGAAGUAUGUCAAGUAUACAGAUGCUGGUCAGUAUCUCUGCACAGCACGCAGCGCCAUUGGAGAGGAUGAACAAAUUGCUUAUCUGGAGGUCCGCUAUACGCCUAAGAUCCAUGGAACAGUCGCAGUUUACACCUGGGAAGGAAAUCCGGUCAAUAUCAGCUGUGAGGUCAAGGCUUUUCCCACUGAUGUGUCAAUUGUUUGGCUGAGAGAUGGACUGCAGCUCCCAAACUCAAACACAACCAAUAUCAAGAUCUUCAGAACUCCUUCAUCCAGCUACCUACAGAUUACUCCUGAGUCUGAAAAUGAUUUUGGAAGCUAUAACUGCACCGCCUCCAAUGAGAUGGGCACCGAGUCCAAGGAGUUCCUGCUCAUUCAGGCUGAGGUUCCAUCAGCUGUAGUAUUCAAUGAGGUGAGGCCUUUCUCCACCACUGCUCUGAUCCAGUUUGGGGAGCCAGAAUCUCUCGGAGGCGUUCCUGUUCUGAAGUACAGAGCUCAGUGGAGGAUGCAGGGCAGGGGCAGUUGGAUUCAGAAGGUCUACGAGGUCACAGAUGGAUUCAUCAAUGAAGUGACAAUUACGGGCCUGAAGCCAGAGAGCCGCUACGAGGUGAAGCUUUCAGCCAUUAAUGGCAAGGGUGAAGGAGAGAGCAGCCCUGUCCAGUUCUUCAAGACGGAGCCUGUUCCCCCCAUUAGCAGAAACGACCUUUUUCAUUUUUUCACUGACAGCACAGAAGGAAAUCCAAACCCUCCUAAACUUGAGGGAUCACUGCAGCCUAAAGGUAACUCCCUCAAAGUCAGCUGGAUUAAGCAGGAUGAUGGCGGAUCUCCCAUCCUGCAUUACCUGAUCCGCUACAAACCAAUCCAGGCAUCAGUGUGGAAGCCCGAAAUCCGGAUGCCCAGUGGCAGUGAUUACGUCAUCCUGCAGGGAUUAGAGUGGGACACAGACUAUGAUGUGUAUGUGGUGGCUGAGAACCAGAAGGGGAAGUCCCCACCUGCCACCAUGUCCUUCAGGACAUCUGCAGAGCCAGAGGCCAUCCCAGAUUUGGGUGAUGAUGGACCUUUCUCCAUGAACAUCAUGCUCUGGGCAGGAAUCCUAGUUGUAGUAUUUAUACUCCUGCUGCUAGCAGUGGAUGUCACUUGUUAUUUUGUCAACAAAUGUGGCCUUAUCAUGUGCCUCUGUGGAAAAUCAGGCACAGGGACUAAAGGGCACACUUUGGAGGAAGGAAAAGCUGCUUUUGUGAAAGAUGAGUCCAAAGAGCCCAUAGUGGAAGUCAGAACAGAGGACGAGUGCACAGCCAAUCACAACGCAGCUGGACCGACGGAGCCCAAUGAAACCACGCCGCUCACAAAGCCAGAGCUGGUGGCUUCUCUGGCACUGGACACCCCCUCCUCGAUAGCCACCAACUCUGACACAGCCACCGCAACAGUUGAUCCUGCUCAGGAAAGCCCCUCUAGCGAGACCACCACACUCACUUGCAGCCUGUCCACCCUGGCCAACGAGCCCUCGCCCACCCCUCUAACAGCGCCAGCUCCGACCCCGGAGUCGAACACUGCCCCGCCGACCCCCGUCUUCUCCUCAACUGUCGUAGAAGCGAAAAUGGGGCCUUUGCUUGAAAGGGAGGGGAUUAAGACCCCAGAAGAUAAAGAAAAGACUAACAAUCCUUCUCUUACCCCUGAACAGAACAGACCUCAAAAAUCUGGAACACCGAUACCGCCAAAGCGCAGACACUCUCCUAAACUUGCUGCUCUCAACGCUAAAAAUAGCCCACCAGUUUCCCCUCUUGCUACGUCUUCUCCUCCCACUCCAGACACCAAGAAGCCUGCUCCGAGCCCUCCGGUCACUAAGCCCACUCCACAGCCAAACACAGUCGCCUUAAACAAAGAAACGCCACAGCAAUCUGCUUCUAAUUCUCUUCCAGAACCAAAACCUAAACCUGGUGUUCCAGAUUCCACUGCAUACAGCUAUUCUGCUUUUAAUACAGAUAGACCUACUGAUAAUAACAUCCCCACAUCAAAACCCGCUCCGAGUAAAACUCCUGCAGAUAUCCCAGAUGAUGUUGAAGAUCCACACGCUGAAAACCCUGCCUCCCUAUUGGCAGACGUCCCCUCGCCUUUACCCAUCACUCUGAUUAAUUCAACGGUUCCCAAUGACCUCCUCACGCCGGGGUCCGAGCUUUAUGAAUUAACAGCUCCAAACACAGGGCACAAAAACGCAGAUUUAGAGUUAGAGCUGAGAAAUGGCACAGGAAGACCCUCACGGCCCCUCUCAGACCUCAUAAGCUUAGAGAGCCCAUCCGCUGCCCCCUCUCUGCCCAGCGGACACCAAGCAGGCUUCCCUCCCUCAGGCCCUGUUCUGGAGGCUUCAGAGACCCUCAAGACCGCUCCUCCUGUCAACGAUGAGUACGGCUCCCUCUAGAGGAAGAUAUUUGCUGAUGAGAAAAGCAAACUGGACGAGGGGGACCUACCAAACACCCUGAUCACCUCAGUACACAACAGUGUCAUACAGACAAACACAGCAGAGAGCAAAGUAUGAUGGGCCACUGGGAAACAGUAACCCGACUCAGUCAUACUUUGCAGCAGCAAUGAGAGGAAAAGCUUUUAUUUUUAGUGCCCUUAAUGCAUUUAUUGCCACACACCUCCGUUGAUCGGUUAGAGCGCACUUGGACUGCUUCCUUUGAAUAAAUGCUUAACCACACCCAGAGAAUUUAUCUGUGCUUCAUAAGAGAUUUAUUUAUUUUUAUUCCUUAUUUUAUUUAACCACUUUAACCAAUUAAUUAAAAUGCAGCUUACAAGGAUCGCCUCGUAAAUAUGUGAAUCUUUAAGCGUGCGUAGUUUAACUACGCAAAAGUACUGGAACAUUAUGAGAAAUGUAAAUGUAUGAAAAAAGGACUAUACAUUUAAAUAUAUAUAUAUAUAUAUAGAAAUUAUUUUUCUUAUUUUCUUGUUCUAUUGUGCAAACUUAAGACUGUUUUCCUUUUUUUUUUAUGUUUUGUGGGCUAGUCUCUUCAGUAGCGUGUUCUGCAUGUCUGACCUGCAAGUGGUUAUAAAGUUUUCACUGUGUCUGUUACAGGGAUUUUUAAUGCUAGCGUCAAAUAAACUAAGGCCCAACUGAAGUAUCAAGGGUAUAACCAUGCAGUGCCUUGCAAAAGUAUUCUAGUAUUCAUAACCCUGAGCUUUUUCACAUUUUGUCCAGUCACAGCCAUAUCCUUCGUGUUUUUUCUUAAGAUCUUUUGUGGUGGACCAAUAAAAGUUACACAUGCUGUAGUUUUACAUGUCGUUUUCUUUCUUACUAAUGAAAAACUGAGUGACAUUCAUUUGUAUUCAAGCACCUCGAAAUAAUACUUGGUACAGUAGAUCCCCCUUUCUCUGCAAUAACUCGGGAUAUGGCUCUGAAUCUUUUACACGUCCAGAAUUUCAGUCUUUCCUGUUUUUUUAAAGUAUCUGAAAUUUAAUUGGAUUAAAUAGAGGGCAUCUGUGCACACCAGUUUAAAAUCUUGUCAGAUUCUCAAUCUUAUUUAAUUCUUUGCCAUUCUAACAGAAAUAUGACUGGAUAUUAACCAUUCCACUGCACAUCUUUAGACAUUUUGCUGCUUGAAGGUGAGCCUCCAUUUAGGUCUUAAGUCUUUUAACUGAUUUUCUUCCAAUAUUGUUUGGUAAUUAUCCAAAUUUUAUCUUCAUUUAAACUCUGACCAGUGUCUCUUAACCUGCUAAAGAGAAGCAUCCCCACAGCAUGAUGCUGCCACCACCGUUUUCACAGCAAAUAUGACACGCUUUGGAUUUUUUUUUCACACAUGAUUGGCAAGCAGAAUAAAACAAAACUGUUAUGGUCUCUGAGACUUCUCCAUAGCUAGAUGAGCCUAUGAUUGCUGCUUGUCUGACUAACAGCCUCAUUGGUCUUCAAAGUGCUGUGGUUCUCUAAUGUUAUCUAAAAAUCUCUUAGGCCUUCAUAAAACAGAUGUAUACCGACUUUAACUAAACAGAGGCAGGAUCUAUUUAGCAAUUACGGGACUUUUCAAAGCCAUUGGAUUCUACUGAAUCUAAAGCCAUGCCAUCUAUCCUUUAUCUUUUCAGAUUUAGAACAUUGUGUUAAUCUGUCAGAAGCAUCCAGAUAAACCACUUUAAGGUUUGUGGUCAUGAAGUGACCAAAUGUGGAAAAACUAAGGGGUAUUAAGACUUUGCAAGGCACAGUGUUUGUUUUGGUAAAAACAGAAACUAUGGCAGCCAUUGCAGGAGGGAGAGAUGAAUAUCUACGAUACAUCAGCGUGCAUGAUCAGAUCACAUCUGGACCAAUUUGUUCAAUUUAUUCUUUCACUGCCUUACUAUAGUGCUGUUACAUAUUAACAUGCUUUAAAAAAAAAAUACCAGCAUUCCAGCUGAUAUAAAGCCAAGUGUUGAGGAACUCUGGAUCAAGUGAAUGUCAUGGGACCUCCGGCUCAAUAUUAACACUUCUGGUGAAGGAGGACGAAGAUUUUUCUUCCUGACAUCUACGCAGAUCAGAGCUCUGGCUCCUUAGUUUUGGAUUUGCUUUGAGGUAAAAAAAAAUAAUAUGGAGAGUUUUUAUACUGUUUAAAAUUUACAGAGAUUUCUUUUGUUUUUUUCCAAUUCCUGCCUGCCAGCUUGUGCACCGUACCUGUGUGUCAGUAGACUGUCUCGUCAUCAGUUUGUAUGAUAUCCUGUAUAGCUUUGUUGUGAGGGACCCUAUUUUUAUUUUCGAUGUUAUAUUAGACAAAAAGUACAACUAAUGUGGUCAUUAUAAAAAGUGUAGUGUAUAAAACUGUCCGUCUCUGGUCACAGCACCAUAUUCCGCCAGCUAUAGCGAAGGAAGGUGUUUUGAGCCUCGGCAUGAACUCAGUCAGUGCUUCAUAAUGUAUAACUACAAGGUACAUAUAUGUGCCUGUGUUUGUAAAAGAGAAAAUUGUUCUUAUAUUGAUUCUAUGUAUGUUCCCUGAGGAGCUUGUUAGGGCAUAAUUACACAAGCUUUUAUUUCAUUUUUUCCCUGUACUUUCUGGUGUGCUGUUUGGAUUUCAUUCUCUGGGAAGGGGGGGGUCCUUUUUGUAUAAUCACUCACCAAGAGCAGCUGCCUGAUAAGUUCAGGAAACCUGUUUGCAGGAAACAGGCUAAGCCACCUGGAACAGAAGAGCAAGUUUUUUGUUGUUGUUGUUUUUUUUUUUUUCUUCAGGCUUCAGACAUCAAAUUAAAUUGACAGAAUGAACUGACUGCAUAUACUUUGAGGAUUCUGCUUUAUUCCUGUUAACCAGAACUCCUUGUUCUCUUAUGUCUGGAUGCUCCUAACUGUUUUUAUUGGGGGAAACUCUGGAAACAUCUGUGUGCAGCCUGAGUGAUGACCGGUUUACAAAAUAAAAAAUGGUUUAUGUGUCAAAUUUU